AGAGGUCCGCAUCCGGGUCAGAGCGCGGCUCUCGCCCUCGGAGUGUGUGAGUGGUGGCGGUGCCGCGCUGUCCGCGUUCUCUCUCCUCCGUGCGAGGCCGCCGCAGUGUCCACUGCCGGAGAGAGCCCCCGGCCUCGAGCGGAGGAGGGCGGGCGGGGGAUCCGCGAGCGGGCUGCGGCCGGGCUGGGCCGCUGCACUGCGGGCUGGCGGCUUUGCGUGUCCGCCUGCUGCUGUGUGUGGGAGCCGGCGGACAGCGACCCCCUGCCCCGGCUCCCCUGGCCGCCCUGCCGGGGAGGGCGGAAGAUGCCGGUGAAGAAGAAGAGAAAAUCUCCUGGGGUGGCAGCGGCAGUGGCGGAAGACGGAGGCCUCAAGAAGUGUAAAAUCUCCAGCGUGCCAUUGAGGCACCACAGCAACGUUGUGUGCUGCACAAAAUCAUUGCAAUUUGGGUGUGAGAAGUGGCUCCUUUGUAAAUCUCCCUGGGUGUCUGACGGUAUCACUGGUUGGCACUUGAUGUAACAACCUCAGAUGCAACCAUUACAAGAGGACUGUAGUCAGCGUUAUAAAGACGAGGUAAUGACAGAGCUCUGCUAGAGAGAUCUGCUUGCAAGUCAGCUAUUGCAGAUCCCACCCCCCCGCUAGACUAAUAAGUGGAGACGAGCAUUUUUCAAGCAAGAAGUGCCUGGCUUGGUUUUAUGAGUAUGCAGGUCCUGAUGAAGUUGUAGGGCCAGAAGGAAUGGAAAAAUUUUGUGAAGACAUUGGUGUUGAACCUGAAAAUAUUAUUAUGUUAGUUUUAGCGUGGAAAUUGGAGGCUGAAAGCAUGGGAUUUUUUACCAAGGAAGAAUGGUUAAAAGGGAUGACUUCAUUACAGUGUGACUGCACAGAAAAGUUACAGAACAAAUUUGACUUUUUGCGCUCACAGUUAAAUGAUAUUUCUUCGUUUAAGAAUAUCUACAGAUAUGCCUUUGAUUUUGCAAGGGAUAAAGAUCAGAGAAGCCUUGAUAUUGAUACUGCUAAGUCUAUGCUAGCUCUUCUGCUUGGAAGGACAUGGCCAUUGUUUUCAGUAUUUUACCAGUACUUGGAGCAAUCAAAGUAUCGUGUUAUGAACAAAGAUCAGUGGUACAACGUAUUAGAAUUCAGCAGAACUGUCCAUGCCGACCUUAGUAACUAUGAUGAAGAUGGUGCUUGGCCUGUUCUUCUCGAUGAAUUUGUUGAGUGGCAAAAAAUUCGUCAAACAUCAUAGCAAGAACUAAAUGUGAAGAAAAUGCAAACCUUUUUGCACUCACGUGUAUACAGGCUAAGGAGACAAAAAAAUCCAAAGGGUGCAUUUUCAUUCAUAUGAAAGACUUCACAUAGUACUUUUUUUUCCUUUUUUUUAAAGGAAGUUUUCUUGUUACAUGUGAUGGGCAUUGAGCCACACCUCUUCUGAGACUGAAUAUUGAAGCUUUUGUUUUGAGUUAUGUUUAUAACAUUUAUUUCAGAACAAUAAAGAUUCAGAUUUGUGACAAAGGCCUUAAAGUGAAGAUGUCCCUUCAGUGUCAGAGUGGUAUUUAUUUUUGUAGAUUUUAAUCCUUGAAUUUUAGAGGAUGUUUCUCACCAUGAAUUUGGAAUUUUAAAGAUUUUAAACAAUCUUAAUAUUUGGCAAUGCAGUCCACUGAUAGUAUGGCUCAUUAUAAUCAUCUGUGCACAAUUAGGAAGAACAUUGGCCUUGGCUUCUGGGAUAAUGAUUUUCUGAUACAGGUAAUAAACAAUAUUUCUAGAUAUUGAGAGUUUUCUGGCUCUCAGCUUUUGGUUUUCUGUGAAAUCUCCCAUGGUCUUACACACAUACUUAAUCUGAGAAGUUGAGAAUUUGAACAAUUAUGUCCUGGUAUUUUGUUUCCUAACCAUUAAAUGGUAUUGUCAAUAAGCGUU
Molecule: messenger RNA, 1908 nt
Organism: Canis lupus familiaris (dog)
Lineage: Eukaryota; Metazoa; Chordata; Mammalia; Carnivora; Canidae
Gene: DCUN1D5
Product: defective in cullin neddylation 1 domain containing 5
Exons: 9
Coding region: 734-1240 (168 amino acids)
Biological process (GO): protein neddylation; positive regulation of ubiquitin-protein transferase activity
Cellular component (GO): ubiquitin ligase complex
Molecular function (GO): ubiquitin-like protein binding; ubiquitin conjugating enzyme binding; cullin family protein binding
Source: RefSeq, a predicted model, not a curated record